Molecule: messenger RNA, 1236 nt
Organism: Penicillium roqueforti
Lineage: Eukaryota; Fungi; Ascomycota; Eurotiomycetes; Eurotiales; Aspergillaceae
Exons: 3
Coding region: 1-1236 (411 amino acids)
Source: RefSeq, a predicted model, not a curated record
AUGGUGGUAUUUGUCGACCUCGAUGAUUCAUUCGCUGACGGAUCGGCAUUCUUGGAGAAGCCAUACCCUUUGAUUGCUGACCCCAACACGGAGUCAGCCGAACUACCCACGUCGCAUACUUCCCCGAAUAAAAAGACCGAUGAGAUCUUAAACCCCAAUCGGAAUGGAUUCUCCGCGGCUUUGAGUUGUUAUCCCAUUGUCAAGGAAAUCGCUCGCGCUAUCGACUUGAAUACCCUCUACGCCCUCUCGAAUACAUGUCGUCAGUUCCAUCUGAACUUGGCACCGUUUCGCCAGCAAUUAGCGAGAGAGACCCUCCGGUGCGACAAUGAAUACAUCGAAACCCUAGCAGAGAUGCUAGACAGCGGCGCUGUCCUCCCAGACAGUGUCAAAUCAGUCAUACGACUACUGAGCCGUCCCGGCGGCGAGCAUAUCCGCAUGACCCGCGGGAAGGUGGGCAAAUGCGCGCGCGACAUGGUGGGCGAAUGUCGACGCUGCGCCAAGGUUGUAUGCAGAAAUUGCACAAUCAAACCCCCUUCCCAGCCAGCCCUUAAAAACCGUAUCCGCCGCCUCUGCCGAACCUGCGGCACAGCGCCGCUCUCCGCCCACCUCUCCCACACAAGCUCGGACCCGCACACCCCCGACCCGUUUGAUGAGAACAGCGUCGCGGCUAUUGCGUUCGCGCGCAACCCUUGUAAUUGUGAGGAAGCUGUCUGGCUGUGCACGCAGUGCGGAAUGACAUUGCGCACUAAUGACACGACAUACCGUCGUGUCUGGGCGUGGCGCACGCGCUACAGCACGUACCUCGGCGGCGGGUUGGGUACUGACAUUGGUGAAGGCUGCCAAGGGGUCAAGUGCGGGCGUGGUGAGAACUGUCUUGCUGCGCAGGAGAUUGAGCUUGAGGUCGACUGCGAGGCUGAUGAAGGGUCUGGGUCUGGGAGUGACACUAGCAGUACUGUACAGAGUCCUGCUCCUCCGUCGUUUGGUUAUGAAGGAAUUGGUAUCUCGAUGGACAGCCAUGACGAUGAGGAGCCCGGAUAUUGCAGGCAGGAAAUCAUUGGGUUGGGUGGUGUUGUUAAGCAUAAGUCUAAGAAGAGAGUCAAUGUUGGUGCAUGUGUUGUUGAGUAUGAGGACGAGAGGGAGACAGGGAAUUAUCUUGAGAGGGAGGAGAAGGGUUUGUAUCGUGGUUGGUGUGGGUGGUGUUCUAGAGUAAUUCCGGCGAAGAACGAGCAGACUUGA